CGGAAGAAGACGUUGUCUUUCUUAUCAAUUUCUGUUUGUAGCUGUAAAGAGAGAAUCCAUAAAACGAACAGGAGUCUUAAUUUUCUUAAUUAGCACGGCUUUUAAUAGCUUACACCAUGGCAGAGGAGGCAGAGAAGUUUCUGCGAAGUGCCGCUGUUGAUCAGAAUGCUCAGCAAGCCUUCGACUCCAAGAAGUGGCUGUGGGUACCCGAUGAUGCCGAAGGCUUCAAGAAGGCCACCGUCACCGAGACGAAAGGCGAGCAGAUUACUGUUCAAAUCGAGAAUGGAGGGGCUGCAACCUUUGAUGCCGAGAAAUGCUAUCAAAUGAAUCCUCCCAAGUUCGAGAAGAUCGAGGACAUGGCCUGUUUGACAUACCUCAACGAUGCUUCUGUCCUGGAGAACUUGAGGCAGAGAUACUACAGCAGUCUCAUCUACACCUACUCCGGUCUUUUCUGUGUGGUGAUCAACCCCUACCGGCGACUGCCUAUCUACACCGAUGCAGUUGUACAGAUGUACAAGGGCAAGCGUCGCACUGAGAUGCCACCCCACGUCUUCUCCGUCACUGACAACGCCUACUGUGACAUGCUUCAGAACCACGAGAAUCAGUCUAUCCUGAUUACUGGUGAAUCUGGUGCCGGAAAGACCGAGAACACAAAGAAGGUCAUCCAGUACCUGGCUCAAGUUGCUGGCAGUGGAGCCAAGAAGGGACAAGGCAAUCUGGAUGAGCAGGUCAUCCAGGCCAAUCCCGUGUUGGAAGCUUUCGGUAACGCCAAGACCGUCCGUAACGAUAACUCUUCUCGAUUCGGAAAGUUCAUCCGUAUCCACUUUGGCAACAACGGCAAGAUUUCUGGUGCCGAUAUCGAGUACUACUUGCUUGAGAAGUCGCGUGUCGUUCGUCAGACCAGCAAGGAGCGUAGCUACCAUAUCUUCUAUCACCUCCUGGCCGGUGGCUCCAAAGAGAUGCUCGAGAGUCUGCUGCUUGGUCGCAACUACUCUGACUACAAGUUCAUUGCUUCCAGCUGCCCCACUGUAGAGAGCAUGGACGACCAACAAGAGUUCAAGGCAAUGGAGGAAGCUUUCAAUGUACUUGGAUUCGACAAGGAAGAAAAGAUGUCGCUGUACCGCACCGUUGCCGCCAUCCUUCAUCUUGGCAACAUCAAGCUGCGUUCCAAGAGUUCCCGUGACGACCAGGCCGAAGUCGCUGACCCAUCUGAUGCCCAGAAGGCUUCUCACUUGUUGGGUAUCAAGGUUGACGAGCUGUGCAAGAGCUUGGUGCGCCCGCGUAUCAAGGUCGGAAACGAGUGGGUUGCCCAGGGCCGAACCACCGACCAGGUCGCAUUCAGUCUUACCGCCAUCUCCAUGGCCCUGUACGAGCGCAUGUUCCGAUGGCUGGUACAGCGUGUCAACAAGACCCUCGACUACAAGAUGCACAACAACUACUUCGUCGGCGUCUUGGACAUUGCUGGUUUUGAAAUCUUCGAGUUCAACUCCUUCGAACAGCUGUGCAUCAACUACACUAAUGAGAGGCUGCAACAGUUCUUCAACCACCACAUGUUCGUGCUCGAGCAGGAGGUCUACCGCAAGGAGGGAGUCGACUGGGAGUUCAUCGACUUUGGUCUUGAUCUUCAGGGAACUAUCGAACUGAUUGAGAAGCCGCUGGGUAUCUUGUCUCUCCUGGAUGAGGAGUGUCUGUUCCCCAAGGCCUCUGACAAGACCUACACUGACAAGCUGCACCAGAACCACGAGGGCAAGAGCUCUCAGUACAGCAAGAUUGGUUUCACCAAGGGCAACAAGACACCUGCCAUGUUCAAGCUCCACCAUUAUGCUGGUACCGUCGAAUACAACACCGACAUGUGGCUGGACAAGAACCGUGACCCUCUCAACGACAACGUCGUCGACCUGCUGAAGAAGUCUUCCGAGAACUUCAUGCAGACCAUCUGGGCCGACCGUGCUGCUGAGUCCUCUACUCGCAAGAAGGGAAGUCAGUUCCAGACUGUGAGCCAGAUUCACAAGAGCUCUCUGAACAAGCUGAUGAACACUCUUCAUGAGACUCAGCCUCACUUUGUCCGUUGCAUCAUCCCCAACGAGAUGAAGAAGCCCGGCGUUGUCGAGGCUAAGAUGGUGCUGCAUCAGCUGCACUGCAACGGUGUCCUGGAAGGUAUCCGUAUCUGCCGUAAGGGAUUCCCCAACAGACUCCCAUUCCAGGAGUUCCGUCAACGUUAUUCCAUCCUGGCCCCUAGCUCUGCACCCAUGGGAUUCAUGGACGGUCGCAAGGCAGCCGAGUGUCUUCUCGAUGCCCUGCAGCUGGAGAAGAACGAGUUCCGUGUCGGUAUGACCAAGGUCUUCUUCAAGGCCGGCGUUCUCGGUCAGCUGGAAGAUGAGAGAGACAAGAAACUAGCUCAGGUCUUGACCAUCAUGCAGUCUCACAUCCGUGCCAAGCUCAUGCGACAGAUGUUCAACAAGCUGCAGGACCAGCGCCUAGCCAUUGCCGUCAUCCAGAGGAACAUGCGCAAGAACGUCUUCCUUCGCAACUGGCCAUGGUGGAAGCUGUACACCAAGGUCAAGCCUCUUCUCAACGUCUCCAGGCAGGAGGAUGAAGUCCGCCAGAAGGACGAGGAGAUCACCAAGUUGAAGGACAAGUGCACUCGUCUCGAGACCUGCGAGAAGGACUUGGAAGACAAGCAGGCUGCUCUCAUGGAGGAGAAGCAGCAGCUGUUCCAGGACUUGCAGAGGGAGCAAGAAAUGGCUGCUGAUGCCGAGGAUCGUCUUGCUCAGCUGACCAUCGCCAAGGACAGCUUGGAAACCCAGGUUGCUGAGCUCACUGAGAGACUCGAGGAGGAGGAAGAUGCCAACGCAUCCAUCUCCAGUGCCAAGCGCAAGCUCGAGGCCGACCUUGAGCAGCGCUCCAUGGAGCUCGAGGAGAUCAAGAGAAACUUCGACAAGAUCGACGGCGAACGUCAGACACACGAGCGCAACGCCAAGCAGUACGGCGAGGAGCUCGAGAAGCAGAACGAAGCCGUUGCCCGCUUGACCAAGGAGAAGGCCGCCUUGGAGCAGCAAUUGGAGGUAACUACCAAUGCUCUCCAAACUGAGGAAGACAAGGUCAACCGUCUCACCAAGGCCAAGACCAGACUCGAGGCUCAAGUCAAGGAGCUUCUCUCCGACAGCUCCGACCAGCGUUCUGACCUGCAGUCCAAGAUUGAAUUGCUUCACUCUCAGACCACGGGCGCACAGACUGAACUGGCCGAGUCCGAGCAGAAGGUCAACCAGCUGAUGAGAACCAUCAAGAACUUGGAAGAGCAGCUCGAGGCAGCCAAGGCUGACCUGGAAACCAACAAGGCCGCCAAGAAUGAUGCUCAGAACAAGCUGAAGAUCGCCACCAAGGACCUGGCUACCACCACCGAGCAGUUGGAGGAGGAGCAGCGUAUCCGCGAGGAGGUCGAGGCCAAGCUGAGCAAGGUGACCAGCGACUACACUGCCCUCAAGCAGCGCAUGGACACCGAGAUCAACACCCGCCUCGAGGAGCUCGAGUCAGACAAGCGUCGUCUCAAUUCUAAGUGCACUGAGAACGAGAACGUUCUCGAAGACAUGCAGAAGAAGAUCAGCAACCUGGAGAAGACCAAGCAUCGCUACGCUGUGCAGAUCGAGGACUUGACUGUCAACCUGGAGAACGCUCAGACAGCGUCCGCCAAUCUUGACAAGAAGCAGAAGAAGAUCGACCAGAGCAUUGCCGAGUGGAAGGGCCGUUGCGAGAACCUGACUUCGGACCUGGAGAACGCUCAGCGUGAGGCCCGCACCUACUCCACCGAGGUGCUCAAGCUCAAGAACGACCUUGAGGAACAGGUCGAUGCUCUUGAGAACUCCAAGCGUGAGAACAAGAGCCUGGCAUCUGAAGUCAAGGAUCUCACUGAGCGUCUUGGUGAGGGUGGCAAGUCUACUCACGAGCUGGAGAAGGCCAAGAAGCGCCUUGAGGCCGAGCGUGAUGAGCUCACCGAGCAACUCGAGGAAACCGAAGGUGCUCUUGAACAAGAAGAGGGCAAGGUACUCAGACUACAGCUCGAAAUCCAGCAGAUCAAACAGGACUACGACCGCCGCUUCCUGGAGCGCGAUGAGGAAACCGACUCUGUGCGCAAGAACUGCCAGCGUCAGCUUGACUCCAUGCAGGAGAGCAUCGACACUGAGAUUCGCGCCAAGGCUGAGCAGGCCCGUCUGAAGAAGAAGCUCGAGGUCGACACUGCUGAGCUGCAGAUGAUGGUAGACUCCAUGACCAAGUCGAACACAGACGCUUCCAAGAACUCCAAGCGUCUCCAAGCUCAAGUCAAGGAUGUCCAGGCCAUGCUCGAACAGGAACAGAAAUACAAGGAAGAGUCACAGGCUGCCCUCGCACGCUCCGAGCACAAAGUCAACGAAAUCCAGUCGCAGGUUGACGAGCUGCGCAGCACAAACGAGAACUUGGAGAGGCAGUUGCGCAAUGUCGAGGGCGAGGUGAAUGACGCCCAAGAGAGAUCUGCCGACCUUCAGACACAGAUGACAACACUGACAGGUGCCAAGAGACGUGCCGAGCAAGAGGCUACCAUGCUCAAGGACGAGAUCGAGGAGAUCUCCACGGAGAGCAAGAUGAACGAGGAGCGCGCUCGUCGUCUCCAGAAUGAAGUCAGCCGUCUGCAGACCGAGACCACAACUCUCAACGAGACGGUCAACUCCAUGGAGAAAUCCAAGAGCUCUGCCGAACGUCAAGUCAAGGACCUGCAGGCCACCAUCGAGGAUCUGGAGGCUGUCGGCGGCAAGAAGCUGAAGACACAGGUCACCAAGGCCGAGGCCAAGGCACGCGAGCUUGAGCACGACCUGGAGAGCGAGCAGAAGAAGACGAGCGAGUUGACCAAGUCCAACCGCCGUACUGAGCGUAAGAUCAAGGAGAUGCAGUUGCACCUUGAAGAGGAACAGCAGAACACCAGAAGACUGCAGGACCAGGUCACACAGCUGCAGUCCAGAUCCAAGCAGCUGCGCCGCCAGGCUGAAGAAGCUGAGGAAGAGGCAGAGAGCCUUCGCAACAAGGUCCGUCGUCUGCAGAACGAAGCAGAUGAGGCUAUGUCCCGUGCUGACGAGGCAGAAGCCGCUCUGACCAGCCGCCGGACGAUGACCGUCAGUUAAAAUGACAGCCCAUCGCAAGUCUAUCGGUGGAACGCGUGUGUUUGUGUGUGUUGCCAGUGUCGUUGUUGUCUUCGCUGCUGCUGUGAAUUAUCCCCGUUCACAUUCUGAUUAUGAUUGUCUUAGCCCCCUUUCCACCGUAUGUUCGUUUGUAUUCAGUUCCCCUCAGAAUUACCGUCCCUCGACAGCGCCGCCGCCGCCUCGCUAGCUUUUGUUUAUAUUUUCACGAUCAUAUUCCGAAUCUAGUAUUUGGUUGCUACUAGCUCCCAUCUUCCCUUGUCAUAAUAUGUAUCAAUAUCACUGAAUCUGUGUAAUCUAUCGAGGUCUAUUUAUAUGCGCAGGUCUUCUUGAGAGAUAUAGUAUACUGAUUUCAGCCAUCUUUCCUUAGUUCUCUGCGUCACUGUCCGUUUGUUGUUGGUCGCAACUUACUGUUAGAAUAGGUCGUAGCCGUGCUUGUCAAAUCAACACUUUUAGCCUGA
Molecule: messenger RNA, 5626 nt
Organism: Sycon ciliatum
Lineage: Eukaryota; Metazoa; Porifera; Calcarea; Leucosolenida; Sycettidae
Product: myosin heavy chain, striated muscle-like
Exons: 28
Coding region: 117-5150 (1677 amino acids)
Cellular component (GO): myosin filament; myosin II complex; cytoplasm
Molecular function (GO): ATP binding; actin filament binding; microfilament motor activity
Source: RefSeq, a predicted model, not a curated record